AUGGCUGGGAAGGGUGAGGGGCCGGCGAUCGGCAUCGAUCUCGGCACCACCUACUCGUGCGUCGGGGUGUGGCAGCAUGACAGAGUAGAGAUCAUCGCCAACGACCAGGGGAACCGGACUACGCCUUCCUAUGUCGGCUUCACGGACACCGAGCGUCUCAUCGGAGACGCCGCUAAAAAUCAGGUGGCCAUGAACCCAAUCAACACUGUCUUUGGUGAGUACGUUGAUGGUUCCCGUGGCUAAGAUCUCUUUAUUAUUCUGUGUGUCGAUCAUGGAUCUAAUGUUUCUAUUGCACUCAAGCCGCCAUUUUCUCAAAUCGAGCUAAUGGGUUCUUCAUUGCUAUGGAUAUGGCGUAGAAGGUUUUAGAUCGUCACUAUGUCUGAUGUUUUACCGUUCAACGUUUUUUGGCUUGAUUUAUCAUGAUGCGUCCUUCAUACUUCUGAUCAGGAGCCGAAAGUUAUCGGAAGAUUCCAAGGACUCCGAACGAAAAUUCGUUCUUCGUAGUUUUCGAGACGUCACCGGCCUUGACUCUCUUUGAGCUGACCCGUUUCCUUAUUCUUCGACGACUAAGUUAGUCGUUUUAUGUUCAUAUUCUAAGAGGUCGGUUGCUGCUGGUUGGUCCGAGUAGUUUAUGUAGAAGCAUUCUAUAAAACUCGAGGGAAGGAUCACGUAUAUGGCUUUCUCUUUUUUCUCGAAAUAGAUUUUCUGCCGUCAUAUAUUGACCAAUUAGAUCAUUGUUCUUAGGGUUCCUUUGAAAAUAUCAUCUAUUUUCUUUCGAUCCAACGACUGAAACUCGUUUCAAUUUGUCUACUGUUUACAGUAUUCUACAUAUAUGUUUAUUCCACAAGUAGAAUGCUCUGAAUUUUUUAUAUCUAUCGUUAGGAAUAUCUGGAGGUCCUUUUAAAAACUUAUUAUUUCGUAACGCGACGACUUUGUACUGUGUGACGACUUUCAUUUAUUAUCCAAGUAUCUCCUAUCAUGAUUUGAUUAUGUUGAAUGUCUCAAUAUUAUUUUUUUCUCACUAUUAUUACUAUCAUUGAUUAUGUGUGAACAUUCUCUAUUGAUAUUUUUUGAAAAUGAGAUAAGGCCAGUUAUCAGAUGAGAGAGAUAAAAUUGUUCUCACAAGUGUCGAUCGAGUAUGCCAUCUGAAUUACGCCAAUUCUCUUUUCUUAUUAACUGAUCUAUGCUAUCGACUUCCGUCAUUAGGCUAGCAUUGUAUUAUGUAUCCCUGCCAAUCGAGCUAUGCUACCUAUUUUUUGGCGUGGGAUGUUUUCUUCUACUCAUCUUAACUUUUCUUUUGUUAUCCAGAUGCCAAGCGUUUAAUUGGCCGAAGAUUUACCGAUGCAUCUGUUCAGAGCGACAUCAAGCUCUGGCCAUUUAAGGUGAUUUCCGGGCCUGGGGACAAGCCCAUGAUCGUCGUCCAGUACAAGGGCGAGGAGAAGGAGUUUGCCGCAGAGGAGAUCUCGUCCAUGGUUCUCAUCAAGAUGAAGGAGAUCGCUGAUGCGUACUUGGGCACUACCGUCAAGAACGCCGUGGUCACUGUGCCUGCGUAUUUCAACGACUCCCAGCGUCAAGCUACCAAGGAUGCUGGCGUCAUUGCUGGUCUCAACGUGAUGCGGAUCAUCAACGAGCCCACUGCAGCUGCUAUCGCAUACGGUCUGGACAAGAAGGCCACCAGUGUAGGGGAGAAGAAUGUCCUCAUCUUUGACCUGGGUGGUGGCACAUUUGACGUCUCCCUCCUCACCAUCGAAGAGGGCAUCUUCGAGGUCAAGGCGACGGCCGGGGACACCCACUUGGGCGGGGAAGACUUUGACAACAGGAUGGUCAACCACUUCGUCCAGGAAUUCAAGAGGAAGCACAAGAAGGACAUCAGUGGGAACCCCAGGGCCCUCAGGAGACUGCGGACAGCAUGCGAGAGGGCGAAGCGAACCCUCUCUUCCACCGCCCAGACCACCAUCGAGAUCGACUCCCUUUACGAGGGCGUUGACUUCUACACGACCAUCACCCGGGCCAGAUUCGAAGAGCUGAACAUGGAUCUGUUCAGGAAGUGCAUGGAGCCCGUGGAGAAGUGCCUGAGGGACGCCAAGAUGGACAAGAGCACCGUCCACGACGUGGUCCUCGUGGGCGGCUCCACUAGGAUCCCUAAGGUCCAGCAGCUCCUCCAAGACUUCUUCAACGGGAAGGAACUCUGCAAGAGCAUCAAUCCCGACGAGGCCGUCGCGUACGGAGCAGCCGUCCAGGCCGCCAUCUUGAGCGGCGAAGGGAACGAGAAGGUGCAAGAUCUGCUGCUGCUCGACGUGACCCCUCUGUCCCUCGGCCUGGAGACGGCUGGAGGAGUGAUGACCGUCCUGAUCCCGAGGAACACCACCAUCCCCACCAAGAAGGAGCAGGUCUUCUCCACAUACUCCGACAACCAGCCGGGCGUCCUGAUCCAGGUCUACGAGGGGGAGAGAACGAGGACGAGGGACAACAACCUCCUGGGCAAGUUCGAGCUCUCCGGCAUCCCUCCGGCGCCGAGGGGCGUCCCCCAGAUCACCGUUUGCUUCGACAUCGACGCCAACGGCAUCCUGAACGUCUCCGCCGAGGACAAGACAACCGGGCAGAAGAACAAGAUCACCAUCACGAACGACAAGGGGCGGCUGAGCAAGGAGGAGAUCGAGAAGAUGGUCCAGGAGGCGGAGAAGUACAAGUCCGAGGACGAAGAGCACAAGAAGAAAGUGGAGUCGAAGAACGCCCUGGAGAACUACGCGUACAACAUGAGGAACACCAUCCGGGACGAGAAGAUCGCCUCCAAACUCCCCGCCGCCGACAAGAAGAAAAUCGAGGACGCCAUCGACCAGGCCAUCAGCUGGCUGGACGGCAACCAGUUGGCCGAGGCCGACGAAUUCGACGACAAGAUGAAGGAGCUGGAGAGCAUCUGCAACCCGAUCAUCGCCAAGAUGUACCAGGGAGCCGGCGACGGCAUGGAUGAGGACGGCGAGCCCCCUGCCGCCGGCAGCAGUGGCUCCGGCCCCGGGCCAAAGAUUGAGGAGGUCGACUAA
Molecule: messenger RNA, 3041 nt
Organism: Spirodela intermedia
Lineage: Eukaryota; Viridiplantae; Streptophyta; Magnoliopsida; Alismatales; Araceae
Source: the annotation of a GenBank genome assembly